This is a messenger RNA of Nicotiana tabacum (common tobacco), 2468 nucleotides long. Its product is annotated as phosphatidylinositol 4-kinase gamma 4. Gene Ontology annotation, molecular function: protein binding. Lineage: Eukaryota; Viridiplantae; Streptophyta; Magnoliopsida; Solanales; Solanaceae. The record is from RefSeq and is a predicted model, not a curated record.
UUUCCCUUUGAUUCUUUCCCACCGGUAAAGAAUCCACGUACCCUCCUUUGCCAAAAACAAGAAAAACAAAUUCCUAUUUCUCAGUAAAGCAACCCCCCCACUCCCAAACCCAACAUUCUCAUUCACUCUUCACAUUCUUCUCCCACUCUCCUCAUACAUUUUCCUUGUCAAAUUUUUAAGGGGUGGUCUUGAAUUUGAAGCAUAUCUUAAUUAGUACUUGAAUUUUCCUGAAGGAAAAAAAAGGAAAAAAAGAGAGGAAAAAGUAUAUAUUUUUAGAAGAAUUAAUCGGAAGCUCUUGCCUUUUGAGCUUCUUGAUCAUCAUGUUCUUGAUCUUCACCUUUUUUUCAUAGUUUUUUUUGGGUGUGUGUGUUUGCGUAGCUAGAGGUGUUUGAUAAUUAGAGCAAUAGCAUGUUCUGCUGCAUUUUGCACAGAUAUUAAUGCCCUGUUUGAUAUAUUGAAGAAAAGGGGGUCCUAACAUUCAAAAAAUGUCAGCUGUUGAUGUGGCUUUUAGUCCUAUUCAGGCUAAUAGACAUAUCAACAAUGGCCCAUUGGACCAUUGCAGUAAUGAAUCAAUUGUAAUAUACAUUACUAUCGCGGGUUCAGUGACUCCAAUGCGUGUAUUGGAAUCCGAUUCAAUCGCGUCAGUGAAGCUUAGGAUCCAAACAAAUAAAGGGUUUGUAAUGAAGAGACAGAAGCUAGUAUUUGGAGGAAGACAGUUGUCAAGAAAUGAUUCUCUUGUUAAAGACUAUGGUGUCACUGAUGGGAAUGUUUUGCAUUUGGUUCUUAAGCUAUCUGAUUUGCUUGUUAUCAAUGUUAGGACCACUAGUGGGAAGGAAUUUGAAUUUCAUGUUGGUAGGCAUCAGAAUGUUGGGUACUUAAAGCUUAGUAUUUUGAAAAGAGGGAAAGAUUUUGUUGGCGAGGAGCUUGAGGUUCAGGAGUUUUUCUGUGAUGGAGAAAAGCUUGAGGAUCAGAGGCUCAUUCAUGAUAUUACUAGUACUACUGAUGCUGUGAUUCAUUUGGUGGUUCAGAAAAAAACUGCUAAAGUUCGGGCUAAGCAUCUCGAGAGGGAUGUUGAACUCUCCGUCGUUGCUGCUAAUUGGAAUGAAGGACGUGGAGGUGGAGGAGGGGGUGUUGUACAUUGUGAUGGAAAUAGAAAUAGUGCAUCAUCACCUGAUAAAAGUAAUUCUUUUGUCGAACCAAUCAUUCUCAAUCCGAAUAAUAUUGAACUGCCUUCAUCCAUUAGGGAUAUGAUUACCUGUGCAUUUAAUGGUUUGGCAAAUGGAAAAACUCCCAUUAGAUCGUCCGAAGGUUCAGGAGGGACUUACUUCAUGCAAGAUGUCUCGGGCGACAAGUAUGUUGCUGUAUUUAAGCCUAUAGAUGAGGAACCAUUAGCUGUGAAUAAUCCUCAAGGAUUACCAUUAUCAUCCAAUGGUGAAGGAUUAAAGAGGGGAACUAAAGUGGGAGAAGGUGCACUCAGAGAGGUUGCAGCCUUCUUACUGGAUCAUCCAAAGGCCCCGGGGAGGAGUCGCUCGUUGUACAAAGGGGAGAUCGGCUUUUCAGGUGUGGCCCCCACAGUUAUGGUUCAGUGCUUGCACGAAGGGUUUCACCAUCCGGAUGGAUUUGAGUGGUUGGCUAAGUACAUUAAGGUUGGCUCACUGCAGUUAUUUAUGAAGAAUGAAGGGAAUUGUGAGGAUAUUGGUCCUAGGGAUUUUCCUGUGGAAGAGGUCCAUAAGAUCACUGUCUUCGACAUAAGAACCGCUAAUGCAGAUAGACAUGCUGGGAACAUACUAAUCAGCAGGCAUGGAGAAGAAGGGCGAAUCGUGCUUACUCCAAUAGACCACGGCUACUGCUUGCCUGAACAUUUUGAAGAUUGCACAUUGGAUUGGCUUUAUUGGCCACAAGCCCGGGUUCCUUACUCAUUGGAAACUAUUGAUUACAUAAAAUCAUUGGAUGCUGAAGAAGACAUUGCACUUCUUAAGUUAUGUGGAUGGGAUUUGUCUGUUGAAUGUGCUCGUACUCUUCGUAUCUCGACCAUGCUUCUGAAGAAAGGAGUAGAGAGAGUACUUACUCCUUUUACCAUAGGAAGCAUUAUGUGCAGAGAAACAUUGAACAAGGAAUCUGUUAUUGAGGAGAUUGUUAAUGAAGCUCAAGAUUCCAUACUUCCUGGCACGAGUGAAGCUGCAUUUCUUGAAAGAGUCUCCAAACUUAUCGAUAUCAGGCUUGAGAAGAUAGAGAAUUAACUCUUCUCUAGAAUUGUAAGUAUGUAUUUGUUGUAUAUAUACAGUGACCAGUCCAUAAUAUGUAGAUGGAACUGAAGGCAGUACCAAAAGGUGGAUGACUGACUAUGUCGUCUAUCGGCAAGAAAACUUGUUUCCUUAAACUUCUGCUCGUUAUCAGUUUGAUGGUUUCUCUAAUAUGGGAGAGAAGUUAUAAUAACUAGUUAAAUAAAUGGAGUUACUUGAUUUAAA